UAUUUACCACCUGAAUAGUAAUUUUUGGUCUGUGCGCGUGAGAAAAGGAAGAAAAGAGGGACGCUCAUAGUGGAGUGCUGCUAGCUUGGAAGAAGGGUAAAAGGUACAUUUUUAAUUAUUAUUGUCGGUACACUCUGUCCGUUUCCACCUCCUUAUCCUGGCGAGAGGUUGAACGGUUAAAAUGGAGGCGGACAGAUCCGGCGGAGGACCAAACCCGAACUCCGGAGGCGGCGGCAGCAGCGGAGCGGGGCGCAACCCAAACGGGCCCAAAGCAGCACCGAGCCAGGCGACAUCAGCUGCGGCGACCGGGGCGAUGGCGGCAGCAGCAGCGGCGGCAGCAGCAGCCGCCGGGGCCAUGCCAGGGUCGUCGCAGACACGGGAGCAGCAGGACGGCGACUCGGGUAUGACGCUUCCUGGGAUCCUGCACUUCAUCCAGUACGAGUGGGGACGCUUCCAGGCCGAGAAAUACCGCUGGGAGGCUGAGAGAGACGAACUCAGGGCUCAGGUGGCAUUCCUACAGGGGGAGAGGAAAGGGCAGGAGAAUAUGAAGCAGGACCUGGUGAGGCGGAUCAAGAUGCUGGAGUACGCCCUCAAACAAGAGAGGGCUAAACACCAGAAGCUGAAGACAGGAAAUGACCAGAGUCCCGGAGACAAGAAACCAGAAACAGAGGCUGACCAGCUUCCCAAUGGGCCAGCUGAGUCUGACUCUGAGCCAGCCAAUCAGAUGUCCUGGAAAGAGGGACGUCAGCUAUUACGCAAAUAUCUGGAGGAGGUGGGUUAUUCAGACACCAUCCUGGACAUGCGGUCAAAGCGUGUGCGGUCCCUGCUCGGGCGGAGCAGCCCGGAGGCUAACGGGCCUCCACCCAGUGAAACCUGUCCUGAGCCUGAGCCCCGGGGAGGUGGAGAGUCACUGUUGGUCAGACAGAUAGAGGAACAAAUAAAGAGGAAUGCGGGUAAGGAAAGCUCGAAGGAACGUCUGGGCGGCUCGGUGCUCGAUAAGAUCCCAUUCCUGCAUGGCUGUGAAGACGACGACGAAGAUGACAGCGAUGAGGAAGACGACUUUCAAGGCAUGGCCACAGACUGUAUUGAUGGACCGCGACACAAUAAGAAGCCCCGUGUGAAGAUGAGUUCAGAACCCAUGACCACGGACCUGGACCCCGAGGACGAGGAGGACGAAGACGACUCAGAAGACGCCCUUGGCGAAUUUGACUUCCUGGGCUCAGGGGAGGAUGGGGAGGGGGCGGGAGAGGCGCGGAUCUCAGGGGACGGACGGGAGCUAGAGAACCGCAGGAACAAGUUACAAGGCAUGAUGUCGGACUUCCCCCCUAAACCCAGCCCGCCCCCCUCUGUACCAGGACAGGUUCGCUCUGGGGAAGGUGGCGCCCUUGGUUUCUCCUCUGACGUCUUCAUUAUGGACGCCGUUGGAGGAGGGGACAUGAACCUGGGUGAACUGGCUGACCUCACUGUUGCCAAUGACAAUGACCUCUCCAUGGAUAUGCAGGAUAACAGAGAGGAGUUUAAGAAGACGUGGAACCCUCGUUUCACACUGCGCAGCCACUUUGAUGCCAUCCGGGCUUUGACUUUUCAUCCCAGCCAGGCAGUGCUGCUCACAGCCUCUGAGGAUGGGACGCUAAAACUCUGGAACCUCAACAAGGCCAUGCAUUCUAAAAAGAAUGCUGCAUUAGAUGUUGAGCCAAUCUACACAUUUAGAGCACACAGUGGAGCCGUUCUGUCCCUGACAAUGGGUGAGGAUGGAGAAUCCUGCUACAGCGGAGGUUUAGAUGGAACUGUCAGGUGUUGGAAGAUGCCCGACCUCAACGUAGAUCCUUAUGAUAACUAUGAUCCUGGCAUCGAGAGCAGUGUCCUUGCAGGCCAUGAGGAUAGUGUGUGGGGAUUAACCUACUCGGCCGCUCACCACCGUCUCGCUUCGUGCUCUGCUGAUGGCACCAUCCGCCUCUGGGACCCUCAGAACUCAUCGCCCUGCCUGUCUGUCUUCAACAAGGAGAGAGAGCAUGGAACCCCCACCUCAGUGGCAUUUGUGGCCACUGACCCCAACCAGGUGGUGGUGUCAUUUGACGGCGGAGAGACACUGCUGUAUGACCUAAACACGGAGCAAAGCACCACCACACUGGAGACGCAAACUAAGGAUGGCAGCGAGCUCAUCAACCGUGUGGUCAGUCACCCGUCUGAGUCUGUCUCCAUCACUGCACAUGAGAACCGCACCAUCCGUUUCCUAGACAACAAGACAGGUAAAGUGGUUCACUCGAUGGUGGCUCACCUGGAUGCUGUCACCUGUCUCACUACAGACCCUAAAGGCACUUACCUCAUAUCUGGCAGCCACGACUGCUCGGUGCGUCUGUGGAUGCUCGACAACAGGACGUGCGUGCAGGAGAUCACGGCUCACAGGAAGAAACACGACGAAGCCAUCCAUGAUGUCGCCUUCCACCCCUCACAGCCCUUCAUCGCCAGCGCCGGCGCAGAUGCACUUGCCAAGAUCUUUGUGUGAUGACAAAGUUGUUGUUCUGAUUCCUCCUUAAACAUCCGGGCCUAAAAAGCCUGAAGACUACAGUGGACAAACUCCACCUGCUUACACACAGACACAUACACACUCUCACACAGUCGUCCUGCACCCCACUGGCUGGGUCAUCGCCACAGGACGAACCCUCCCUCCUCUCAGUCCCUCCCUGCCCUCUGAUGCCUCAGUGACUUGUUGUAAUACUAAUCACACUGCUUUUUUAUAACUUUAAACUCCCGGCUGCUCUCUUUUCAAACACUUUUCUACACUACAAUAUCUUCUGCUUUUUAUUCUUUUGGUCGGUGCACCAACGAAUGCAAAGCACUGUGCGUGUUUUGUUUUUCUGCGCUUGGACUGCUAACACACUACCCAUAUUACUCAGAGCACAGCUGCGGAAGCACUUGCUGCACAUCACGCUAACACCACAUUUCAUGUAAGAUCUUUUUUUUUAAAUAGUUAACAAAGUGCUUGUGGCUAACACUCAUAUGAAAGCAUGAAUAAUAGAGUAACUUUCCCAGUGUGGGCAGAAAUACUCCUGACCAACCUCUUCAGUGGGAAUCAAUGUAUUACAUUCCAAAGAUACGGACGGAUAGAGUGUGUGUGGUGUCGAGCUCAGCUGUGUGUGUGUGAUCGCUAACUAGUGUUUGAAACAAUAGCUUUAAUUUCAACUUUACGGUCAAGUCUCACUGUUUGUAUUCCCAUGACUCUGCCUCUACAUGUGUGCACGUUAGAUUGAAUGUCACUCUGCUGUACUACUUAAUGAGUUUAUUUCUGCAACCAUGAUCCACUUCUACAGUGUGUACAGAUCGAGCUCAGACUCAUACUAACACCCCCUUUGCUUUUUACUUUACAGAAGCGUGUGCUUGUGUGCGUGCACUAGUUAAAUCACGGUGCUAUGACAGACCUUGUCAGUCUUGAGUCAGAAUCAGGGACCUGUUUCGUCUGUGUGCAUGAAAAGUAGAGACUGUGGGUCUCACUCACUGGCCUCUAGAUCCACAAAUGACACUUCAUUGUUGAACCAUUUCAUCAUGUGUUGCCACAUUUCACAAUCUAGCAUCACUUUUGGAGGGAUGUGAAUUCAUUUUAGACUUUAUGAGAGUGUACAGAGCUGGUUUUACUGUAGAGCGAGGGCUACAUGACUGAAAAUGUGCAGUUCCUCCUGUAUGUUUCACCCAGAAGGUGCGAGUUUCCUUCUGGUUUGUUGUUAUUUAUUCAGGCUUUGAAAGAUUAAGAAAGCUUGGCGCUGACCUCUACUCGUGUGUUAAAGAGACGUCCCCUCUUCUUGUGCUUUAGUUGCACAUUAGUAGCACAUCACCCAGAGAGCUGAAUAUGUAGAGCUGGUUUCCUCUUUCUAAAGAGAGAGGCAUGCUGGGAGAAAAAGUUCCUGGGUAAAGGAGAUAAAAAAGAGAGUUCCCCCAAAAAAGUAUUAAUUUAAGAUGUGAAGGUGUUUGCAGCUCACUUCAGAAGGAAACAAGUUUGUUUACUUUGAGGAAAAUUUACUUUGACAUGAAAUUGUAUUAAUUUAACUGUGUAAGACUGCUGGUUUUGAAACAGUUGGCUAGCAUUCAAGAGUUCCCUUUUUUAUUCCUGAAACAGGGUGGUGUAGAAAAAGACUUUCUGGGUGACUAUGUUCUUGUACUUCUGCUGCUCAUUAAAUACUACAAGGCUCCACUUUGCACUACAUCUAACAGUGGGCGCUCUUGUAACAAACAGGGUGCAGGAAUCAUUAUCUGCAGGUAUUUCUACAAUCUGGAGUAAAUACUAAGUUUGAGCCUCAGUUCUUCUACAGUGUGGGUUCUCUAAAGACAAAUCAGUAUCACAAAAGAAAAAGAAAUCGAAACAGAGGUUGUAAAUGAUGACUAGAGAUGCCAUUACGUGCUGUAAAUGUCCAUCAUUUCCUUGUUUUCCUUUCUUGCAUUUCUUUUCUUUGAUUAUGAAUAUGAUUAUUAAGAUGUAAGAAUACUGUAGUAUCAUAAGUGAAUCAUUCUUCCUUGCUAGGCAUAGAUCUUUGCUUGUGAUUGAUAAUGGCAAUGUAUAACUUGUAAAAAAGCAAAAUGAUUAAAAAACCUGAAAAAUGAAGAAAAAAAGUUUUAAAAAGUGUAACCAGUCAGAGGCCAAGGUAAAGGACUCUCAUUUCUUUGUGUUUUUAUUUUUUUAUUAGCAAUUUAUCACUGUGUGAUAUUUUGUACAUCAUAUUAAGCUGUAUUCAAACUAUUUCCUCUAACUACAAGGGAUAAGAGACCUGCUUUUUAUUGAUUUUGUUUUAUUAUAUAUUUUUGAACUGCAUUCUAGCUUGUAUCAAAUGACUUUCUCUUUUUGUUUACGGGUCCCCUGUUGUAUGUCAUUAAGGAAGAAAAAAAACAAAAAAUGAAGAUUUUGUACA
This is a messenger RNA of Cheilinus undulatus (humphead wrasse), 4898 nucleotides long. RefSeq names its product striatin, calmodulin binding protein 4 (gene strn4). Gene Ontology annotation, molecular function: protein-containing complex binding; armadillo repeat domain binding; protein phosphatase 2A binding. Bases 182 to 2506 code for a protein of 774 amino acids. The transcript is spliced from 18 exons. Gene Ontology annotation, cellular component: dendrite. NCBI's taxonomy places the organism in Eukaryota, Metazoa, Chordata, Actinopteri, Labriformes, Labridae. The record is from RefSeq and is a predicted model, not a curated record.